Molecule: messenger RNA, 1091 nt
Organism: Rhineura floridana
Lineage: Eukaryota; Metazoa; Chordata; Lepidosauria; Squamata; Rhineuridae
Product: histone H2A, sperm-like
Exons: 2
Coding region: 505-918 (137 amino acids)
Cellular component (GO): nucleosome
Molecular function (GO): structural constituent of chromatin; DNA binding; protein heterodimerization activity
Source: RefSeq, a predicted model, not a curated record
ACAACAGCAAAUCAAACAGAACAUUUAUCAAACAGGAAAUAAGUAGUUUAUUACGUGAUAAAGCUGUUUACCAGGGAAUCCUGAGACCCCUCUAGAGCAUGUUAGUCUACUGUGCUAAUUGCUGUACAGGGAGAGUGAUUGGCUCAAGUUACUGAUGCGACUUCAGCUGAAAUGAAAUUGCUAAUGAAUGUGUUACAAUUGAAGAGCUCAAAAGUGAGAGGAAAAGAUCAAUUAGGCUGGCAAUACUUGAAAGAGUGAGUUUGUAGUGCUCUUAAGAUAACCUUUGAAAGCAAGCCCCCUUUUUUGCUUUGGUAUGAUGGUAUUCUUGUUAUAACAUUCAAUAGGAUAGUCUCAUUUCUUGAUAGAAAGAACAUCCCUUGUUCCUUUAGGACACAAAUACGAGAAUAAAUUAUACUGAGAAAGACAAAGUAGCACAAAGAAAGAUCUGGAUGAUACCUACAGAAGAUUUUCCUGCAUGUGGUAUAUCUAACAAAAAGAACUAGAAUGUCUGGGCAUGGCAAAAAGCCAGCAAAACCUGUAAAUGAAGCCAGGAAAAACAACUCUGCAAAAGCUGGACUGCAGUUUCCAGUGGGCCGCAUCAGGCGGCUCCUAAAAUGGGGGAACUAUGCAGAAAGAGUUGGUGUCGGAGCCGCGGUGUACCUGGCUGCCGUGCUGGAAUAUCUGACGGCAGAGAUAUUGGAGCUGGCAGGCAAUGCUGCUGACAAAAACAAGAGAAAACGAAUUGGGCCACGCCACAUCCAGCUGGCGGUGAGGAAUGAUGAAGAGCUGAACAAGCUGUUUGCAGGUGUGACCAUUGCUGAAGGUGGGGUUCUUCCUAACAUCCAUGCCCAGCUUCUUCCCAAGAAGACCAUGUUGCCUAAAGAAGCCAUAGAAGAUACUCAGUCACAGGAAUUCUAAAACUCGCUACAUUUUCCUAUCUUGCAAGAAGAGACUCCGUUACAACGAUAAUAUCAGAAUCUUAGCUUUUGGUAUUGAAUUUCCAUACCGUUUAUUGAACAAUACCUUGAAAUAAUUCCCAAUGUUAUUUUUCAAAUAAUGUUAAAAUAAAGAUUAAUGUUUAAAUACACAAA